Molecule: messenger RNA, 843 nt
Organism: Lemur catta (Ring-tailed lemur)
Lineage: Eukaryota; Metazoa; Chordata; Mammalia; Primates; Lemuridae
Gene: CFAP95
Product: cilia and flagella associated protein 95
Exons: 6
Coding region: 67-747 (226 amino acids)
Cellular component (GO): plasma membrane
Source: RefSeq, a predicted model, not a curated record
UGCGGUCCAGCGGGGCAGGACAGGUGCAGAGGGAAAUCCUCUGAGGUCUGUCCCUCGAAGGCAGCCAUGGACAGCUCCUACCAGGACUGGUGCGACAGUAAUCAAUACUGCUUGGAGAUUGGACCCACGGACUUGCUGGAGCGCAAGGGCUCCCUGACCCUCCGCUCCCACCACAAGAAAUACUCGAAGCCCGUGUUGGUGUAUUCCUGGCACCGUGACCGAGAAGCUUUUCCCAAAGAUUAUGAUAUAGAGGGUCCUGAGAAAAUAAAAAAACUAUGCAACUCAACAUACAGGAGACUUGGAGCCGAUGAACCCCCGAUUUGGAUAUCAGAAGCACAUGAACAGAUGUCACAAGUUUAUGUAAACAAAGAAUUGGCUGAAAUAAAGAGCAAAGCCUUAUUAAAUGAGGAAACAAUGAGCUCUGGGAUUAUUGAAAGGGACACUGGAUCACCUGCCAGAGGCUUUGGAGCUGUCUUUACUAGACAUCCACCGGAUUGGAACAAAAUGUUUACAUUGACAACAUACGCUGAAAGCUACCCUCCACGGUAUGAUUAUCAGCCACGUGUUUAUCUUUGUCAACAUGAUUAUUCCAUAGUCCACAGAAAAUGCCGUUCUCAAUUCGCAGAUCUCGAUGGUUCCAAAAGAUUUGGCAUCAACACUUGGCAUGAUGAGAGUGGGAUUUAUGCUAAUUCAGAUGUAAAACAAAAACUCUACCCCUUGACUGGUGGUCCUAUUGUCCCCUUUUAAAAAUAAUGUAUGGAAUCAGAUUCUCUGACUAAUGAAAGAAUAAUGGAUAUAACAAUUGAUGAUUUUCUAUCUUAAUAAAUGCAAUGUGUUACUAUA